Messenger RNA from Schizosaccharomyces cryophilus OY26, 3585 nucleotides. Its product is annotated as fungal specific transcription factor domain-containing protein. Gene Ontology annotation, molecular function: zinc ion binding; sequence-specific DNA binding; DNA-binding transcription factor activity, RNA polymerase II-specific. The transcript has a single exon. The record is from RefSeq and is a predicted model, not a curated record. Gene Ontology annotation, biological process: DNA-templated transcription; positive regulation of transcription by RNA polymerase II. The coding region runs from base 604 to 2595 and encodes 663 amino acids. Lineage: Eukaryota; Fungi; Ascomycota; Schizosaccharomycetes; Schizosaccharomycetales; Schizosaccharomycetaceae.
UUUACUUUCUCUAACAGAUCAAUGCUAAGGUACCAUCGUCUUGCUAUGUGCUGUCGCAUUGAUUACAACUGUACGCGAAGAAAUUUCGCGUACUAAACAUUGAAAUUGGAGUCAAGAAAAUUCAUAACUUCAACCUUUUUAUGCGAAAUUGAAGUUGACAACCUCCUUUUGCAAUCAUUCCAUGUCCUUCUCUUUAGUCUGAAAUGAACACAUGCUCUCAGAUGUAUUAAACAAAGCUGAAUAUUUUCUAUCCGUUUAUACAAUUCAAUAAACACAUAAAUGAAAGGGGACAGGUGAAAGGAUUGUCAUUCAUUUUAUGUGAAACACAACAGGCGUAUUUUCUUGGAUAUCUCAUUUGGAACGCAAUGAAUUUAUUUCAUUUUGUUUAACAACUGUAAGUAAAGAAUAAUUUCUGUGAUUUAUAACCUGAUUCUCUUUUCAGCACUCACAUUUCAUAUUACUAUAACUAAUCACAAAUAACGUCGAAUGUUCUUAAUCGAACUUUGACGUUUGAAAAAAUAGUUCGCUUUCUAAUCAUUUUUUUAUAAGCUUACAAACCCUUUUUGGAGUUGUGUUUGUGUUUGUUGAACGCCUGCAUAGCCCAUGCAAGAAACUCAUAGCAACCAAGGACAAUUGCCUUCAACAUCCCAAAGCACUGAAGAAUUUGAAAAUAACGCGUCAAGUCGCGUAAGCUUCAGCCCAAAGUCUGAUUUUGCUUUUCAAUUGAAGCCCACUCAACGUCAAAGACCAGUAAGCAGAAGAGCACUUCGAGCAUGCACGCGGUGUCAUGUAAGAAGAACGAAAUGUGAUGCUAAGCGACCAAGAUGCAGUAGCUGUCUAAAAGCUGGUAGUGAGUGCAUCAUGCCUGAUGGAUUUUUAAUGACCGAACAAGAUUCCUAUAAUUUAGCCUGCAGAGUCCAAUGGUUAGAAAAUAUUUUAUCAGAAGCGGGAAUUAAUGCUUCUGCUUUACCAACAGGUGCCUCUGUUACUAUUCCUACCCUGCCUUCGUCACCUUCUAACUCUGAGUGCGACGAAUCUGAACUGAUAUCAUCUUACUUACGUGAAAAAGACCUCACGAGCUACUUGCAUGCAUUGAUUUUAGACUUUCCUUUGCCGCUUUCUAUUGAUUUACAGAAUCAAAGCUUUCCUGAAAACUGUUUGCCUCAAAAUCACUACAUUGGACCGAGUUCAGGAAGUGUGAUUGCUGAUUGCCUCUCGCGUGAAGCGAAAAGGAGCGGCUUCACGGUAACAUCUUCUUUUUUUAACAAAGAAAGGCUGUUUAACCCUAUUUUGACAGAUAUAUCCUUCAGCGAAACUUUAUACUUGUUCCCUGACCGUGAUUCAAUACAUCUUAUAUUAAUAGCAGUGAUUCACCACUUCGUAUCAUUCCCAAUCAUAAACCUGAAAACAUUAGCUGAUUUAUUUAAUAAAGUUUAUGAGAAUGGAUCUGCAAACUCUGCAUACCAAUUAUACGAAGCAAAUAUGUGUUUAGCGAUUGGAUCUUCACUUUUAGGUAAGGAUUCCUUCGAAUAUUUUUGGAAGGCAAUUCAAUUCUUUUCAAAAUCACAAAGCCCUUAUAGUUUUGAAUAUAUGCGUGAGCUGCUUUACAUGGGAAUAUAUUCAUUGCUUGAGUCUAUUCCGGGAUUGGAAUCUUAUGGCAUCAUUAGGAAGGUUGGGACGAUUGCUAUUGCUCUUGGUCUUCAUCGCGAAGUUACAUAUAGGAAUUCUGAUAUUCCAAGUAGUCUUACGGAAUUAAUGAGGCGAUGUUUUUGGUCCUUUUACGCUUUAGAUAGAUUAUUAGCUUCCACUACAGGAAGACCUGUUGGUCUCAGUGACUCAAGCAUAGAUGUACAGAUGUUUUCUUCGAUUUCCGAUGUUGAGGAGAAUACGUCUUUCGCUGAAUUAAAUGCAAAUGGCUGGAAUCUCGAAUUAAGCGUGCAUGUUAUUCAUUUACGACGACUUACCUCUGAUAUCCUUAAUGAACUAUAUCAAGCAAAUGUUACUCCUAAAAAGGGUAUUCAACAACAGCUACAUACGAAAUUAGAUGAAUGGAAAUGCGAGUUAAAGCAGUAUGCUGAUGCUUCUCAUGGAAGUAUGAGGACAUAUUUAGAAUUGGAAUACCUAGAAAAUCUUAUGCUUAUAUACCGUCCUACCAUAGCGUCAACCCAGUCAGAAGUUUCAGCAUGUGUUAUUUGCUUGAGUUCCGCAUCUUCCUGGAUUAAAAAUGCCGGGAUUAUCCAUCAGCGCGGUAUCCCAUUAUUGAAGCCCAUCAUUAAAGGUAUUAUAAUAACGGCCUUCACUUUAGUUUGGGCUUAUUUUACUUGUAAAGAGAAGGGACUCUUUAUUUUUUCACAGUCGGCUGUAGUAUCUGACGUUGAUUGUGCCUGGAGAUCCCUUAGGUCAGUCGAAGAUAAAAAUUGGAAAGGUAUUUCUGGAGUUAUAGCCGUCUUAGAAAAUCUUCGAAAUUGGAUAAGUGGAAAGACGGAUUAUGAGGUACAUAUGAUAGAUGAUGCCAUGACUUUAGAGGAGUUUGACAUUGAUAACCACAUAAAUUUAUGGCUAAAGGAUUUCGCUGGCUUCAAAGGGCCAACCUAAAGCGAAUCAACGUCAUUCUAAUGGUAUUCACAUCCCCACAGGCUAUCACAGACAACCGUAUGCAAAUGAUAUGUAUCUCCAUAAACUUGAAGCGGUACUUUUCAAAGAAACAAGGCUGAAUGUACGAUGGUAGUAAGCUACCGAUAAAAGAACCUAGUACAGGAUCGCAAUACUGUCGUAUAAGGUGCUAUUUUUUUUUAUUACAAUCAUAUUAUAUGGAUAAUAAUUUAAAAAUACUUAUUGAAAAUUUAUUUCCUUAACUGUCCUAUUUGGCUUCUGGUGAUUUAUUCAGUAUAGAUGUGAAUUUCAGACUCAGUGGUAUGGAAUUCGCAAAUAAUAGCUCUGUUAAUUAAGGUAAAUUCUUAAUGAAGUCAAGACAGUUGAUGAGUUUAUCCCAAAGGAGCCUUGACAAAGUGCUUUAACGUCUUCUAAUACGUCUCACAUCCUCUAGUGUGAAAAAACCUUAUACUUUUAUAACAUCUAUGUCACCUUUACUAUCUAGAGUUUGUUAAGGCUGUGGUAGGUUUGAUUCAUAAACUAAAAAUUGUUUGGCCCUUUUUCCGGCGAUGGUUAAUAAUCGACGUUUCAAUCAGUCUUUGGUGAAGAAAGAGAAUAUACUUGCUUUCUUUGGUGAUUGAAUGAUUAAAAUGAGUUUAAUAUUUUCAAAGAAUUUUUGAAAAUAAUGAUAACGGUUUUUAUGAGCGGGUACCGUCUAUUUAUGCAAUCUUGCCUGUUUCAGAAAUAGUGCUACACGUACUUUGUUAUUUCAUGUUUUUAGUGAUUAGGACGGAUAUUUUUUAGAUUUCCUUUUAUAUACAUGCAUAUAUGCCGAGCGCUAUAACAAAAGGUCUAGCUGCUAAUGAUAUAGUCUUAGAAUCUGUAUCAAUAAAUCGAAUACUUCGCAAGCAAAGGCUGCAUGAUUUUUAUCAGUAAUGAAAGUCUAAUAACAACAAAUAUUAGCAAUAAAAAAAAACCGUGAUAUAAUUUAAU